CGAAUUUAGUGGUUUAACUAUGGUGAUUGAGGAUUCAUAUCAAACACUCACGACUCCCCAUAGCUGUGGGGGGAUAUCUAAGCAGGAUCUGAAAGUUCAGGACGAUUAGAAUUAGGAAACUGCCCAUCCUAACGAAGAUCCUGUCAAAAAUGGACCACCAUACGAUGUUUAUCAUCAAAAAGCGACCGUCAGCCACGGAGGAAUGAUAGUCUUUGCAAGCAAAACAUCCACUGUGCCGUACCUGGAGGACCCCGAAUUGGAAGUAGUGUGUUUAGUUUGGACAUGCCGACAACACCGGGUACAACUACAAUCCUGCGAGAAAGCGAUCGUGGUGUUGACAGACCACGGGGCCACCAGAGGAAUUGUCAAACAAAUGCUGGUGGGGCUGCGAUGGUGUCGUCAGAGCAAGACUUCAUACCGAACGACUCGAUUGACCUACAAUCCUCAAUUGGAAAUCAUGGGGCUGUCCGCUCAGAUGUACAGCAAAUCGUGAGCGGAUUCGAUGCCGACUCGGUACAUCUAGACAGCGCGAUGCUCCAAGCCCCGGGACAAACAUACCACCCAGGUAACGAUAUGGCCAGCAAAUCCCACGACCCGAAGCCUUUGAACGGGCUCAACGAGAAGUGGCAUCUCAAAGGUCACAAUAGUCCUUACGCGCCGCAGGUGCCCAAAGUCGAGGCACGGGCGCGAUCAGCACGUCGACACCUACUAACGCUAGCGAGAGAGGCUAUCGAGGCUGGGAAAGACGAUGCGUAUAUCGUCGUUAUAACACACGGCGAGUUCGCGCAUUGGCUCACAGACGAUUUCUAA
This is a messenger RNA of Daldinia vernicosa, 810 nucleotides long. RefSeq lists its product as uncharacterized. The transcript has 2 exons. The record is from RefSeq and is a predicted model, not a curated record. Bases 283 to 810 code for a protein of 175 amino acids. Lineage: Eukaryota; Fungi; Ascomycota; Sordariomycetes; Xylariales; Hypoxylaceae.